AUGUCUAUCACUGAUAAAAUGAAUAGUACUGAAAUUAGAGAAGCUUUGUUAAGUUUCAAGCAAAAGUUCUCAAAGAAACCAGCAUUUAAUAGAUACCACUCAAAAAGAUACUUAAGAGUCAAAUCACCCUGGAGAAAACCUAGAGGUCUUGAUAACAGAUGUAGAAAGAAAGUUAACGGUAUGCCAAUGAUGCCAGGAAAGAGAUUUAAGAAACCUGCAGUCAUUAGAAACUUGUUGCCAAAUGGUUAUUACGAGGUCGUUGUUUAUAAUAUUAAUGAUUUAGAAGCUAUCCAUUCUCUUAAUGAUAAAUUUUGUGCAACUAUUGGUGGAGCUGUUUCUGCUAAAAAUAGAAUUAAUUUAGUUAAUAAAGCUAAAAUGAUGGGAAUUGUUUUAACAAAUGAGCAUGGUCGUCUUAUGGAAGCUAUUGAUGAAUAA
Messenger RNA from Hepatospora eriocheir, 435 nucleotides. The record is from the annotation of a GenBank genome assembly. NCBI's taxonomy places the organism in Eukaryota, Fungi, Microsporidia, Hepatosporidae.